CGCCUGGAGAUAAUUGCAUUUCUGGCUUCAGCCACCACCUCCCUGACCUACAUUCAUGGCCGACACUACAGCAGCACCAGCACCCCCUCCUCCCGCCGCCGAUGGCGCCAUGGAAGGCGUUGUCUCAACAGAGGCCCCUGCGACGAACGGAGCACCCGCCACUAACGGCACGACCGAAGCCGCCGCCCCUCCACAGCCAGUAGCUACAGAAACACUCUACAUCCAGAACUUGAAUGAGAAGAUCAAGAUUCCCGUGCUCAAGGCCUCCCUGCGUGGGCUGUUCAAGUCGUACGGCGAAGUGCUCGACGUUGUCGCACACGGGAACCUGCGCAUGCGGGGGCAAGCGUUCGUGUCGUUCCCGUCCGCGGAUAUUGCUGCGAAGGCGUUGAAGGAGGUACGAGGGUUCCCGCUCUACGGCAAACCCAUGCAAAUUUCGUUUGCGCGGACGCCGUCAGAUGCGGUUGUGAAGAAGCAGCAUCCGAACGAGUUGGACGUGCACAAGGCGAGGCGGUUAGAACACAAAAAAAAGACUCGCUACACGAACCCUUUGAAGAUGAAGUUCAAGGCCAAGCGCGCGGCAGCAGAAGCGGACGCGGCUGCAGCCGUCCCCGUAUCCCGCCGCCCGCAUAUCCAGAUGCCCGACGAGUACCUCCCCCCGAACAAAAUUCUCUUCCUGCAGAACCUCCCCGAAAGCGUCACGAAAGACCAGCUCUUGGCGCUAUUCUCGCAAUACCCCAACCUAUACGAAGUGCGUCUCAUCCCGACAAAGAAGGACAUCGCCUUCGUCGAGUACAUGGACGAGGCCAGCGCGACCGUCGCCAAGGACGCGCUGCAUAAUUACAAGCUCGACGGAGAGAAUAAGAUCAAGAUUACGUUCGCGAGAAAGUGAGCGGGUGUACGAUCGGCGAUCGGAUUGGUGGGCUGUGGGUGCGAUCUUGCUCUGCGAUCUUGCUCUGUAUCAUUACGUCUUUUCUUUGUAUUCGAUCCCUUGAUAUAAUGCCAUCGUCGUCAAAAGGGUCAAG
Gloeophyllum trabeum ATCC 11539 is the source of this 1022-nucleotide messenger RNA. Its product is annotated as RNA-binding domain-containing protein. The record is from RefSeq and is a predicted model, not a curated record. The transcript is spliced from 7 exons. Gene Ontology annotation, cellular component: U1 snRNP. Gene Ontology annotation, biological process: mRNA splicing, via spliceosome. Lineage: Eukaryota; Fungi; Basidiomycota; Agaricomycetes; Gloeophyllales; Gloeophyllaceae. Bases 56 to 889 code for a protein of 277 amino acids. Gene Ontology annotation, molecular function: U1 snRNA binding.